Molecule: messenger RNA, 717 nt
Organism: Closterium sp. Naga37s-1
Lineage: Eukaryota; Viridiplantae; Streptophyta; Zygnematophyceae; Desmidiales; Closteriaceae
Source: the annotation of a GenBank genome assembly
AUGUCAAGGGCGUCGGGGUCUCCCUCAGGGGCGAGCAGCAUGGCACAGGAAGCGAGUGCUAGGAACUCUAGCUCAAACUGCCUGUCCUCUAGGGCGUCACACCAAAGGGCAGACACACCCCCGACGGCCAGAGGACUGGAAGGAGGAGCAGCCACAAGACUGGUGGCGAAGUCAAGGCGGCGAGUAGAGGCAAACUCAGUGACUGCGGCAGUAAGAGGGGAGACAGAGGACACAGAGGCACGAGGGGACGAGCACGAGGGGAGCGACGAGAGGCCCAAGUCUGAGAAGGAGGAGGGGACAACGAAGACUGAGAACGAGGGAAAACAGCUGGAGAGGGGUCAGGAGGAGGAAGCGGAGGACCCGAGAUGGGAGGAGAGGGGGAGGAGGAAGGAGAGCAGGAGGGGAGACCGAGGGCCCGGAGAACGGAGACAGGAGGAGGAGGCGGCGGCUACUGCUGCUGCUGCGGCGGCGGCGGCGGCUGCUGCUGCUGCGGCGGCAGCUGCUGCUGCUCCUCCUGCUGCUGUAGCGGCUCCAGCUCCUGCGCCUCCUGCUGCUGCGGCGGCUCCAGCUGCAGCUGCUACAGCUGCUCCUACUGCUGCUGCUGCUCCUCCAGCUGCUGCAACUCUCUCUCCUCUCUCUCCAACUCCAGCUGCUCCUCACGGGCACGGCGAACACGAGCCUGGUGCCGGGUCGGGUAGGGGUGGGGGGGAGGAGUAG